UUUGCUACAGUCAUGUGGUUAUGCAUGGAUGGGGUGGGUCUAUACUGCUGUUUUUGCAGUCAGUUUGAUAUUUUCUAGGUACCGCUAAAUUAUGUGGGGCUUAUUUCAACGACGAUUAUCACCAGCUGAUUUCUCCGUAAACCAUCGAUCAUAGUAUCUUGCUGCAAGCAGCUAGCUAACGGUUAGGUGGUUACUGUAGCUCACAAUUGUGUGAGAAAAAAUGGCUAUGAGGCCUGCUGUUUUGGGAAAACGAUCGGACCUACAAGACUAAGAAAAACACAGACAUGACUUCCCAGCUCCAGGUCUUCUCCUCUCCCUCGGUCUCCUCCAGCGCCUACACCCGCUCCAAGAAACUGAAGGUGGAGAACAGUGUGUGUGGUGUGAGCAGCCAGGUGGGCGACAACAACAACAACAAUAAUAAUAAUAACAACAACAACACUUACUACCAGCAGGGCCCUGUCAGAGGCCCCUCCCCCUCUGGAUCAAGUUACAAUCCAGCAUACAGCUCCACCUCCCACCAGGGGUAUCCAUCAACAGGGGCGGGCUCCCGGGAACAGACAGUCGUGCGAGCGGCUGACAGCACCGGCAGCGCCCGAGGACCACCUUCUUCUUCAUCUUCCUCCUCCUCUGCCAGCCGCCGUGUCAAGGAUGCCGCGUCCUCUUCCCAGCCAGGCGACCUAUACCAAAAGCAGUAUGGGAAUAGCCUGAAGAGGAAGAGUGUGGAGGUGGACAGCAGCGACAGUGUCCAGAUUCUGGAGGAGCUCUCGGCCCCCGUUCUCUCCAACCGCACGGCCGCUGGUGGGGGUACUACCACAGCCCAGUCCAUAGCCCAUUCCACCUCAACCACCAAGAGUAGCAACUCUCACAGUGAGGGUGACUAUCAGCUAGUGCAACAUGAGAUCCUGUGCUCUGUGGCUAACAGCUAUGAGGUCCUUGAGUUCCUGGGGAGAGGCACAUUUGGUCAGGUGGCUAAAUGCUGGAAGCGUGGCACCAACGAAAUCGUGGCCAUCAAGAUCUUAAAGAAUCAUCCCUCGUAUGCCCGGCAAGGUCAAAUUGAGGUUAGUAUCCUGAGCAGACUGAGCACAGAGAACGCAGACGAGUUUAACUUUGUGCGUUCCUAUGAGUGUUUCCAACACAAGAACCACACCUGUCUUGUGUUUGAGAUGUUGGAGCAGAACCUAUAUGACUUCCUCAAGCACAGCAAGUUCAGCCCGCUGCUGCUCAAGUCCAUCCGGCCGGUGCUUCAGCAGGUGGCCACGGCCCUGAUGAAGCUGAAGAGCUUGGGUCUGAUCCAUGCUGACCUGAAGCCGGAGAACAUCAUGCUGGUGGAUCCUCUCAGACAGCCCUACAGGGUGAAGGUCAUAGAUUUCGGCUCUGCCAGUCACGUCUCCAAGGCCGUGUGUUCCACCUACCUGCAGUCGCGUUACUACCGGGCACCAGAGAUCAUCCUGGGUCUUCCCUUCUGUGAAGCUAUAGAUAUGUGGUCUCUGGGCUGUGUUAUUGCUGAACUGUUCUUGGGUUGGCCUCUUUAUCCUGGUGCCUCAGAGUAUGAUCAGAUCCGGUACAUCUCCCAGACCCAGGGCCUGCCUGCCGAAUACCUCUUGAGUGCCGGCACUAAGACCAGCCGCUUCUUCAACAGAGGCCCUGACUCCAGCUACCCCCUCUGGAGGCUCAAGACUCCUUCAGAGCACGAGGCGGAGCUGGGAAUAAAAUCCAAGGAGGCUCGGAAAUACAUCUUCAACUGUUUGGAUGACAUGAUGCAGGUGAACAUGACGAGUCUGGAGGGGACCGAUGUCCUGGCAGAGAAGGCUGACCGCAGGGAGUUCAUUGACCUGCUGAAGAAGAUGCUAACGCUGGACGCGGACAAACGAAUCACCCCCAUGAAGACCCUGAACCACCCCUUUGUCACCAUGACGCACCUCCUGCACUUCCCGCACAGCUCUCAUGUGAAGUCCUGCUUCCAGAACAUGGACAUCUGCAAGCGCAGGGUGAGUGCCUUCGAGAGUGGGAAGAAUCUGUUUUCCAGCAACGCCACGCCCAGCGCUGCUGCCAACCUCACAGUCACAUUCAGCAGUCAGCUGAACCAGCACAGCCAGAUGGCGUCAUCUGGUGGCCAGUCUCUGUCCCUGAGCAGCAACGUCCCGCUACUCAACUACCAGCCGGGUCAGCCAGGUCUGUACCAGCAGGCGACCAUCAACAUCCCUGGUCUCACCCAGCAGAGUGUCCCUUUACAGACCCGAUCCUCUCAGCUGUGUGGCCAGACCGAGCCCUUCCAGCAGACCCUCAUCGUCUGCCCACCCACCAUCCAAGGCCUCCAGACGUCAGGUAAACACUCUGGUUUCCCAGUGAGAAUGGAGAACUCGGUUCCCAUGGUUCCCCACAACCAGUCCUCUCAGCCUCUCCAUCUUCAGCCAGGGAUGCUCACACAGGCCUCCUGCAACCCCCUGAUGGUAGCCACCCUACGCGGCCCGGUGCCAGGAAUGGUCCCACUGUAUUCGCUGGCCCUCGGCCGUGGGGCCGGAGUGUCUGGCCUACUGGAUCAGAGCCCAACCCUGCUGCAGGGCUGGCCUGCAGGCACCCAGCAGAUCAUUAUCCCCUCCACGUGGCAGCAGAUGCCGGGCAUGGCCAUCCACAACCCUAGCCAGUCCCAGACACUGGUUCCUGACUCGCCCAUGGGAGUCCCCCUGUCUGGGGGAGAUGGCUCAGGACAGCAGGCCUCCCACUGGAGGGGUCGUCAUGGAGGUCAUUACGAUGGCGUCCCGCAGGUGGAGCAUGCCCUGGGGCGUCACGCAACCAGAGCCCCCUCCCAGGCAAGGUCGCAGCAGGGGAAAAGGUCCAAGGCUCGACAUGCAGACAGCAGGCCCAGGCCUGCGUCUUUGCUGCAUCCGGCUGCCUCUGUAGUCCACAACACCCCUCUGCCAGCCUUCAGCGGGGACCCCAUAGUCAUCUCCGAUACGCCCAGCCCGGCGGUCAGCAUCAUCACCAUCCACAGCGACACCGAGGACGAGGAAGACCGGAAGGUCCCAGCUACCAGCUCGGGUGCCAAUCAGCGGGCCAACGUGAUCAGCUGUGUGACAGUCCACGACUCUCUCGACUCGGACUCGUCCACCAGCAGUCCCCUGAGCCCCAAGUGCCUGGCCAACAACUCGUCCUUGUCCCAGACCUCCCACUUCUCCUCAUCCAAGUCCCUGGCCAUCAUCCUGCCCUCUGUGAAAACCCAGCCUGGGGAGAGCAGAGCGCACAAACCUGAUCAAUCCGCCCAUGUCGCUGGUAAGUCAAAGAAGGGAAUGGCUCAGCAUUCCAGCAGGUCAGGAGGGGACUUGAGCUCUGAUCGCCACCAGAGUGCCAGAUCCAGCAGAUCCCAACCACUCAACCUGAGUCAGGUACAGCAGUCUGUGAUGUCCUCGUCACAAGACGGAACAGAAGGCAACAGCAGCUCCUUGCGCCGCCCACCCACCUACCCUCCUCCUGUCUCGUCCCACUCCUCCUUCCGCCUUCACGAGGCUGCCUCCAUCUUCACCUCCACACCUAACCUGUACGCCUACCCUGCCUCUGCGGCCCUGGCCUCUGUCUCGCAGGCUGUGGACCAGCUUCACGCCGGAGGCUCUUCUCGACAGGCCCGGCCUAGCGGGCCCUACUCCUCCCUGGGGCUCCUCCACGCCCAAGGCCAGUACCACCACCAGCAGCAGCAGCAGCUGGCGGCCCAGCCUUACCCCGUCCCCAGAUCCAGCACGGCAGCUUACCAGCUCAGCCAGAGAAAGCUUAGCCAGUACCCCUACCUGUGAGGAAUAAAGGCUGCAUGACACCAAAUUCCAUAGUCUAUUUCUGUGGACCGAACUUCUUUAGCCCAGCAGAAGACCAAACAGAGACCAAGAUUAUAAAGGUGUGUACCACUGUAAGUUUAGUACAGGGACAGAAAUGUGCAAUUUAUUAAUGCUUUGUUUUACAUUAUUUUAACAGCUUUGUGGGUGAUACAUCUUUAUUUUAUUUUUAUUAUUUCAGAGAUUUUAAAGUGGUAAAUACUGUGUUUAUUUACUUCCUGGUUAUGGAAUUAAAGAAAAACAAAAAAUGAUCAUAGAUAUUUCUCCUAUGUAUUUAGUUUUACAGUAUUUGCUUUUAUUGUAAUAGCUUAUAAUAGCCUACCUGUCAAAAGCACCAAACCUUGUAUCCUUUACUCUGUCGUUAUCAUGACAUUUUAUUUCCAUUGUUAUUUUUUUCCAUGUACUUUUCUAAUCUGCUAGAGCUAUAACAGUAUUUUAUCAUUGUUUAAUGUGUCUAAGCAUUUUAAAAGACAGUGAAAAUUUUUUUUUUCUUCUGUUAAAUGUUAUUCGUGUUUCUAUGUUAAAAAACUAAAGAUAAAAUAAUGCUUUGAUAUAAUGUGUUACCUUGUCUAAGACCUCUGACAUUGCCCUUUGCCAACAGUAAUGUCUUUUGUAUGUGUGUGGUCUUGACGAGUUCUCUCAUUGAUUCUACUUGUUAGUCACGUGUUAAUCAUCACAUCACCAUAGGCCUAUUGUGUCAAUUUGGUGUGCAUGGCUUAUUGCCCUGGGGGGGUGGUGACUUCACUUAAGGGUCAAUGAAAUUACCUACAAUGUUCAAAUUCUGAGGCACCAGACCGUGAAAAAUGUACUCCCUUAAUGAUAGGCCUUAGUCUCCUGUUUCGUUUUUUGUCGAUAAGUACUAAACUAGUUUUCAACUUCUCAUGUCUUACGACAUAUAUAGUAAAACUGUAUUACGUUAGGGGCUUGUUUCCCAGACCCAGGUAAAGUCUACUCUUGUUCAAUAGAGUAUGUUGUUCACAUGUUUACAGUAAUCUGCAUCCAGAGAGCAAUGUGUUUUUAGUCGUUGUUAAGGAUGCAUGUGUCUUUUCUGGAGUAGGAUAUACAAGGGUGUUUAGUAGGCCGCCUAUGGUAAAUAGAAUGUCUAAAUGGUGCAACUGAUGUAUAUGUUAAAUGUGGAUAGGAACUUAAA
Molecule: messenger RNA, 4971 nt
Organism: Esox lucius (northern pike)
Lineage: Eukaryota; Metazoa; Chordata; Actinopteri; Esociformes; Esocidae
Gene: hipk1a
Product: homeodomain interacting protein kinase 1a
Exons: 18
Coding region: 285-3785 (1166 amino acids)
Biological process (GO): peptidyl-threonine phosphorylation; smoothened signaling pathway; peptidyl-serine phosphorylation
Cellular component (GO): nucleus; PML body; cytoplasm
Molecular function (GO): ATP binding; protein tyrosine kinase activity; protein serine/threonine kinase activity
Source: RefSeq, a predicted model, not a curated record